Paramuricea clavata is the source of this 954-nucleotide messenger RNA. The record is from the annotation of a GenBank genome assembly. NCBI's taxonomy places the organism in Eukaryota, Metazoa, Cnidaria, Anthozoa, Malacalcyonacea, Plexauridae.
AUGGUUUCAAAAUAUAUGUGUAUAGGUCUCGUGCUCUCGCCAAGAUCAGGAAUCGAAUUAGGAGGAACUAAAAUGUUCAUUGGCGGACCUUGUUAUAAACCUGAUGAUCAAAUUGUGUGUCGGUUCAACAAGACUAUUGAUGCUGAUGCUGUGUAUGUCAGUCCAGAACUAGCAUAUUGUAUCACUCCACCAUUGUAUGUUGUUGGUCUUAUCCAAGUUGAGCUCUCAUUGGAUGGCGGUGUAACAUUCAACUAUACUGGCACCUUCAGAUCAAGUGAGUUGAUUGACAGAGAUUUUGAUUCAAUUUAAUUAGCCAUAAUAUUAUAAAAAUAUUUAUAUUCUAGUGCAAAAUCCGAUUAUAGUGAAUUACGUAUAGAUCGAUGACUAUAUAUAUCAACACAUUACGUACAAUGAGUGAGAGGUAAUUUAAACAUCUUUUGGUCACAAUAAGUUUAAAAUAUAUAAAAUUGAAAGUUGCGCGUAGUGUUCAACAAUCCGAACAACGAUGCGUGCUGUCCACAAUUUGAUAAAUUACGAUUAAUACUUGCAGGGACUACAUAUAGUAUAUAUAUUUUCACCAAUUCCAUUUUCCUAUUUUGUACAGUACACGGUAUUAUUCUCUCAAGCAUUUGUAAGGUUUUGGCCAAAAUAUAUGUUUCUUCUUAACGACGUCAGAAAACAUUAAUUAGUAAUAUGCAUGAUCUUUUCUAUAGUUCCUUUAGGUAGAAAUCCUCCAGAUAUACAAGGGUUAGAAGUGGAACAUUGGGCCAACUCGACUAAAACGGUCUUAAUCUGGAAUCAAAAUGAAUUCAACGAGUCACACGUUGACAUUGAAAUAUUUCUGUUUGAUACCUUUGAGUUCCGUCUUCAUCAAGCUAGUUUAACUAGCUUUAAACAUAUCCCUAACUCCGGGAGCUACCAUCUUGAUUUCAGCCAGGAAAAUAUUUCUACGAG